UCUGAUGCCCAAAAAUGCUGCCUGUGUAGACUGAUAGACAAUGACGCCCAACAAUGUUGUCUAGUUUGGCAGCUCAGUAGGCUCUGAUAGGUGGGUAGCUGUAUAAAUAGGUUGCUCACUAGGUUUGAGACACAGUCCUUGCUGCUGUUUUCCAUCCUUGACUAGGUAGGGUGCUUAUUGUUCAAGAUUGUGUGAAGUAGCCUUCCAUGGUGUUGCUGUAUGAGCUCAUGGUGUUGUUUAAUGCAUUCGUGUGACUUGAUACUCUUGAUCAAUUAAAUUCGAUUUUCUACAUAAACACAUUUCUAAAUGUUUCUUCCCCUCGGCAGUCAGUUUGAUGUCUUACUGAAUGUGACAAGAAAUGAAUAAACCCAAAAUGGCGGCAGAAAAAAGUGCUUCCCGGGUGCUGAUGUUGCUGAGUCAGCUGGAAAGACUGAACGAGGAGCCCAAAGUCUCUGAUAAUGAUGCCAUGCGGCAGAUCACAGGCAAAAUCCUUCACCUCAUCCAGACUCAAGAGAAGACCCGUAAUGAGGUGGCGUCUAAAAGCUCUGGUGGGAUGGAGAUCAUUCUGUCGUCUCUGGAGAAUACACCGGAUUUGCAGACCACUCUCAACAUCCUCGCUAUCUUGAAUGAACUGUUGACUGUGGGUGGAGGCCGCAGGACCGGGGUGUUUGUGUCUAAGGGAGGAACAGCUGUUCUUCUGCAGCUGCUGGUGAGCUCCAGCAAAGACCCUCCGGCCAAUGAGGAACUGAUGCUUCACAUUCACUCUCUACUGGUCAAAGUCGGCCUCAAAGACAGGAAGUUUGGUGUAAAAGCGCGUCUGAACGGGGCUCUGAAUGCGACUCUGAAUCUAGUGAAGCAUAAUCUUCAGAACUACAAGCUGUUGCUGCCGUGCCUUCAGGUGCUUCGGGUCUACUCAAGCAACUUGGUAAAUGCAGUGUCGCUGGGAAAGAGUGGCGCUUUGGAGAUCAUGUUCGAAAUCAUCGGACCCUUCAGCAAAAAGAGCACCACUCUGCUGAAGGUGGCCUUGGACACACUGGCGUCAUUACUGAAGUCUGGAAUGAAUGCCCGUCGGGCAGUGGACACAGGAUAUCUUCCCACGCUACUCACAAUCUACCAAGAUUGGCACCGCAAUGACACACGUCACCGCCAUGUGGUCAUCCGCAAGAGCAUUCUGGGAUGCAUCAAAAACCUCACUAACAUUAAGCUUGGCAGGAAGGCCUUCAUAGACGCCAACGGGAUGAGAAUCCUUUAUAACACAUCCACUGAGUGCCUGUCUGUCCGGACACUGGAUCCUCUGGUCAAUACCUCCAGCCUAAUUAUGAGGAAGUGCUUUCCAAAGAACCGCCUACCACUGCCUACUAUUAAAAGUGUCUUUCACCACCCUCUACCACACAUACCAGCCGGUGGACCGGUGGCGCAGCUGUACAACCAGCCGCCUGGAGUGGAUGAUGUAGUUGAUGAGAGCGAUGAGAAUGAAGCCACAGAGGUCGACACAGAAAAUGACACAGAAUAUGAUGAGGAUGAAACCGCUCACAAAACACAGAAUGAUGACAUAGAGACAGAUAUCAACAAACUGCGGCCCAUACAGAUGAAUACGCGUCCGUUCGAUGAGCUCAGAGCCUACGAGUAUUUCUGUCGGGAAUUCAGUGAGAAUUUUGAGGAUGAUGACUUUGAAAGCCCCAGAUCUGUCAUCCCUCCAUCAAGUGUUAACUCCGAGCUUCAUCGUCCCAUCAUCAUUCCCACCACGCCGAGCUCCCUGGGGCCUCAGAACAGACGUCCGCUGCGAGAGGACCUUCUGACGCCCAAGUCAAAUGAUUCCCCUCUGGAGCUGGACAGCAUUUCCAUCUCAAAAAGGCCAGAGGGCACAGCGGACCCCGAUCUGGUCUGUAGUUUGGGCAGCCUGGUUCUAGAUACUGGCGUGAAUGGAGGCUCUGUGGAUGGGCCUCAGGACGAGGGCGGGGAACAAGCGGUGCUGGAAGUGCCAGACACCGCAGCACUGCUGCCGCUGCACGACCCUGACCUUUACUUAGAGAUUGUGAAGAGCACCCGCUCAGUGCCCGCCUACACAGAGGUGGCUUACCCAGAUUACUUUGGGCAUGUGGCACUCAAUCUCCGCGAGCCCAUUCUCGAGAGGGCUUAUGGUGUGCAGAGAACGAAGAUUUUCCAGGAUAUUGAGAGGCUCAUUCAUUCCAGUGACAUCCUCGAUAAAGUCGUAUAUGACUUAGACAAUCAGAGUUGUCCAGUAAUUGACAACGGGGAGUCUCUCAAGUUCAACUCUAAGUUUGAGUCUGGAAACCUACGGAAAGCAAUACAAGUCAGAAAGUUUGAGUAUGACUUGAUCUUGAACUCGGAUAUCAAUAGUAAUCACUACCACCAGUGGUUCUAUUUCGAGGUGGGCAAUAUUCGUCCUGGAGUUCGUUAUCGAUUCAACAUAAUCAACUGUGAGAAGUCCAACAGCCAAUUCAAUUAUGGCAUGCAAGUGCUCAUGUACUCCGUACAGGACGCCAUCAACGGCAGCCCCCAUUGGGUUAGAACAGGAUCAGACAUCUGUUACUACAAAAAUAAUUUCUCACGAAGCUCCAUUGCAGCUGGCGGUCAAAAGGGCAAAUCCUACUUCACCUUGACCUUCACUGUGACCUUUCAGCAUAAAGAUGAUGUUUGCUACUUUGCAUACCAUUACCCAUACACCUACUCAAUGCUGAAGAUGCAUCUGCAGAAGCUGAGUGCUUUGCGCACAGCUCAGAUCUACUACAGACAGGAUGAUCUGUGUGAAACUCUGGGAGGAAACAGCUGUCCCCUUCUCACCAUCACAGCCAUGCCAGGAUCAUCCAGCAAUGAUCACAUCAGCCAGUUCAGAAGCCGUCCAGUGAUGUUUCUGUCUGCGCGAGUACAUCCUGGAGAGACUAACUCUAGCUGGGUGAUGAAGGGCACUCUAGAGUAUCUCAUGAGUUGCAGUCCCCAAGCCCAACGUCUACGAGAGUGCUACAUCUUCAAAAUCAUCCCCAUGCUCAACCCUGAUGGUGUCAUUAAUGGAAAUCAUCGUUGUUCUCUGAGUGGGGAGGAUCUGAACAGACAGUGGCAGAAUCCCAAUGCCGAGCUGCACCCCACCAUCUACCACGCCAAGAGUCUCCUGCAGUACCUCAGAGCUACAGGAAGAACUCCGCUGGUGUUCUGCGACUAUCACGGCCAUUCACGGAAGAAGAACGUUUUCAUGUACGGCUGUAGUAUUAAGGAGACGGUGUGGCAGACCAAUGUCAACACCAGCACCUGUGAACUACACGAGGACCUUGGAUACAGGACUCUGCCAAAGCUGCUGUCUCAGAUGGCUCCAGCAUUCAGUCUGUCCAGCUGCAGUUUUGUAGUCGAACGCUCUAAAGAGACCACGGCGCGAGUGGUGGUGUGGCGAGAGAUCGGAGUGCAGCGCAGCUACACCAUGGAGAGCACGCUGUGUGGCUGCGACCAGGGCAAAUACAAGGGGCUCCAGAUCGGUACAAGUGAACUGGAAGAAAUGGGUGCUCAGUUUUGUUUGGCUCUGCUCAGGCUAAGACGCUUCACGUCCCCCUUAGAGCUCCACAACCACAACUCCCAUCUGCUGGACACGGAGAACGACCUGAUAGACACCCGCAGCAUCCCCAACAUCACCAGUCCCACCACAUACGUGUUGGAAGAGGAUGAGCCAGCGUUCCUGGAGGAAGUCGACUACAGCGCAGAAAGCAAUGACGAGAAUGAUCCUGAUCUUGAACCCGAUCUCCAGGAUAACCAUGCCCUCCCGGACCCCAAUUCUGACUCAGAGUUCAGCCGCCAAGACUCACUUAACUGAAAUAGAACCAGACUUACUUUAGUGUAAGGCUUUAGCUGAUCUCACCGGUCAUUUGCCUGUGUACUACAUCACUCGUGUUUGCUUAAUUGCCUAUUUUAUAGAAACUCGUUUGUUCACAAAGUUGACCUAAAUCAGAAUAACCUAACUUCAAAAUUGUCUUUCUAACAACAAACAUAACAUAAUAAUGCAGAAGAUCCUUUUGAGACCAUAAUGCUUAUAGAUGCUUUACAAGUUACACCAUUAUUAGUAAUGUUAGAAAUCAAUCUAGAACACGUCAUUAUUAAAAUGGAGGUAAAGUUUUGUCGCUAUUUACUUAUCCUCAAGUUCCAAACCGGUUUAACUUUCAAAAUUCUGUGGAACACAAAAGUAGAUGUUUUGAAGAAUGUUCACACUUCUCUGUGUUUCGUACAAUGAAAAUGUAGUUUCAAAGGGAUAGUUCACCCAAAAGUGAAAAUUUGCUGGGGG
Messenger RNA from Sinocyclocheilus grahami, 4285 nucleotides. It is a transcript of the gene agtpbp1, whose product is annotated as ATP/GTP binding carboxypeptidase 1. The record is from RefSeq and is a predicted model, not a curated record. The coding region runs from base 359 to 3820 and encodes 1153 amino acids. NCBI's taxonomy places the organism in Eukaryota, Metazoa, Chordata, Actinopteri, Cypriniformes, Cyprinidae. Gene Ontology annotation, molecular function: metallocarboxypeptidase activity; zinc ion binding. Gene Ontology annotation, biological process: C-terminal protein deglutamylation; protein side chain deglutamylation; proteolysis. The transcript has 25 exons.